UAAAGACACCACAGACGAAAUCAGGGUAUCAUUUGGCUCACAGACCAAGUCUCUUCAACAUGAAAAUCUUCAUCGUCGCUGCUCUGGCCCUGGUGGCUGCUGCCGACCGGCCCCAGUCUUCCUACAGGCCCCGACCUGCCUAUUCUGCCCCGACCUACUCUGCCCCGAACUACGCUGCCCCCACAUAUGCCGCUCCCAGCUACCAGGUCCAGUCUACCUACAAGCCGAUCGCUAUCCUUGAGCAGGAGGACGUCCACCCCGGAGACGGCACCUACAACUCCAAGUUCUCCACCGAGAACGGCAUCUAUAGGUCUGAGAGCGGUGUUCCUCUGCCCGGCUACGGCAAGAACGCCUACGGACAGCCGGAGGGCAGCUACCGCCAGGAGGGCUCCUGGAGCUACUCCGACGGAUACGGCAACCCCGUCAAGGUGACCUUUGUCGCCGACAAGAACGGCUACCAGCCGUCCAGCGACAUCCUACCGACGCCGGUGCCCACCCAGUACCCGACCCCUGCUGUUGACUCCGCCUACGUCGAGCCCCAGUCGGCCUACGUCGAGCCCCAGCCGGCCUACGUCGAGCCCCAGCCCACCUACGGCAAGCCCCAACCCGCCUACCAGCCCGCCUAUCAGCCGGCCUACCAGCCUUCCUACAAUUAAGUAAAUGCAAUAUUUGAUGCUGAAAACGCGAGGUGAAAUCACACAGUAUAUGACUGAAGUGAUUUUGAAACCGAUCGUUGUCAUCAUCUGAAAUGUUGGAAGCAUAAUCUGUAUUUAUGUGUAUCUGUUGUGUAAGCAUUUGCAAAAUAUACCUUAAAUAAAUCA
Amphibalanus amphitrite is the source of this 821-nucleotide messenger RNA. RefSeq names its product extensin-like. Gene Ontology annotation, cellular component: chitin-based extracellular matrix. Bases 60 to 656 code for a protein of 198 amino acids. NCBI's taxonomy places the organism in Eukaryota, Metazoa, Arthropoda, Thecostraca, Balanomorpha, Balanidae. The record is from RefSeq and is a predicted model, not a curated record. The transcript is spliced from 3 exons. Gene Ontology annotation, molecular function: structural constituent of chitin-based larval cuticle.